AUGGCGUUUCUCCGACGGUUCCUCGGGUCAAACAAUCAGUUCGAAGUCGACGGGAAGCUCGUGCUUGUUGCGGGCGGAUCAAGGGGUCUGGGGAAAGCGUUCGCUCUGGAGUUGGCUGCGAAGGGUGCCAAUCUGCUGCUGCUUGCACGAUCUGAGGCUGCCCUCCGACACACGCAGGCUGAGGUCCAAAGAGCGUGUACGAACUCGAAGCAGAUCGUCGAUGCGAUCCCAGUUGACUUGACCAAGCCCGACGAGGUAGUUAUGCUUGCAUAUUCAUCGCAAGGGAUACUCGCUGACCGUGUACAGAUCCACGCUGCUCUCAAUCACUACCAUACCCCCGAUAUCCUCAUCUGCACCGCAGGCGGAACUCCCACGCAAGUCGGAUUUCUCGCCGACAUCUCCCCGGAAGCCAUCACGUCGUGUGUAGACCUCAACUACUAUACAACAAUCUUCAUCGUGCAAUACUGCCUGAAAUUAUGGCUUGCUGCCGCUCCCACCGCCUCGCCGCGUCACGUCCUCCUCACGUCGUCCCUGGCAGCAUUCUUGGGCAUUCCGGGCUUCAUCGCAUACACACCAACUAAAGUCGCGAUUCGCGCAUUAGCAGAUACUCUGCGCCAGGAGUUCCUUCUCUACGAUGAAAACAUGUUUAGAGUCCACGUCAGCUUUCCGGGACCCUUCAUCACCGAGGCCUUCUUCGAUGAACAGGACAAUAAGCCUAAUUUGACCAAGGCGCUUGAAGGAACGAACCUGUCUCGCACAGAACUGGAGCAGAAGAUUCCGUCGGCUCGCACCAUUGCGAAGAGGAUAAUCACUGGGGUGGAGAAAGGCAAGACCUAUGUACCUGUGGAAUGGAGAGGGGAUAUGCUAUUGAAUAACAUGCGAGGCCCGAGUCCGCGUUUCUGGACUCUGUGGGAUUUCUUCCUUGGUAUUGUGGCGGCUUGUGCGUGGUGGUUCUAUCGCAGGUCUUUCGAUCGACAGACGAGGAGGUUUGGAGUCAGCUCCAGAUAUUCGUAUUGA
Aspergillus affinis is the source of this 1017-nucleotide messenger RNA. Its product is annotated as NAD(P)-binding protein. The transcript has 3 exons. Gene Ontology annotation, molecular function: 3-dehydrosphinganine reductase activity. Gene Ontology annotation, cellular component: endoplasmic reticulum membrane. Gene Ontology annotation, biological process: sphingolipid biosynthetic process. Lineage: Eukaryota; Fungi; Ascomycota; Eurotiomycetes; Eurotiales; Aspergillaceae. The record is from RefSeq and is a predicted model, not a curated record. The coding region runs from base 1 to 1017 and encodes 338 amino acids.